AAAAUUACUCAGUGCAUCUAUAAUUUAUUAAGGCCUCUGAAUCCUCACUCCUUAAGUAUAUUGGUUAUAAAAGAAAUACUUAGACAAAAAUGGGAAACUGUCAAACCAAGUUUAUAUAGUAAAGUAAAUUUAAAAUAUGAGAAGGUGUUGUGUGUGUGUGCACCCAUAACUAGGUACUUGGCAUAGUAUAGUAUAGUAGUAAACACUAAUGUCAUUGCAACUAGGCUACCCAGGUUCAAAUCCUGAUUCUACUUUUAUUUUUUUAUUUUAUUUAUUUAUUUAUUUAUUUUUUAAAGAUUUUAUUUAUGUAUUUGACGCAGAGAGAGCACAAGCAAGGAGAGCGGCAGGCAGAGGGAGAGGGAGAAGCAGACUCCCCGCUGAGCAGGGAGCCCGACGUGGGGCUCGAUCCCAGGACCAUGGGAUCACGACCCGAGCUAAAGGCAGAGGCCUAACCAACUGAGCCACCCAGACGCCCCUCUACUUUUAUUUAGAUGAGUCACUUUACUGCCCAUGGUUAAAUUCUCCUCGCCUAUAAAAUGAGAGUUAUAUUAGUUCCUUACUCAUAGGGUUGUUAAUAUUAAAUAAGUUAGAAUAGGUAGAGCAUUAAUAACAGUUCCCCACACGUUGUAAGGGCUAUAAAAAGAAACACACAAAAUGGGAAAUCUCUUAAUAAAAGAGAAUAUAUUUUAGAUAUUAAUUUUCAGGGGGAAGGAAUAAUGGAAAAGGAAGAGUCUCUCUCAAACACUCCAAUGGUCCUUUGGAUAUGAUUUUAUUUCCUGUGAAAAUGCAGCCCAAAACUCAUGUUUUCAUGUAGAACCCUCUGCCUGUGAAUUUGAAUAUUGAGUUCUGGAGAAUGACAGAAUGGCCUCGGUGGAUUUGAAUAUAGGAAUGAUCUUGCUAUUCCAGAUAGUCGUUGGAGUCCUGGGGAACUUCUCACUCUUAUAUCAUCACACGUCCCUUUACUUCAGGGGAUGCAAGCCAAGAUGCACAAAUUUGAUUCUCAGGCACCUGACUGUAGCCAACUCCUUGGUCAUUCUCUCUAGAGGGGUCCCAGAGACCAUGGCAGCUUUAGGGUUGAAACAUUUCACCAAUUAUGAAUGCUACAUUCUUUUAUAUGCUCACAGAGUAGCCAGAGGUAUGUCCAUUUGUUCCACCUGCCUCUUGAGUGUCUUCCAGGUUAUCAUGAUCCACCCUGGCAACUCCAGGUGGGUAGACCUUAAAGUGAAAGCUCCAAAGUACAUUGGCUCCUCCAGUAUCCUGUGCUGGGUGCUGCACAUGGGGGUAAAUAUGUUUUUUCCUAUUUAUGUGACUGGUAAAUGGAACAACAAAAAUAUUACAAAGAAAAGAGAUUUGGGAUAUUGUUCUUCACAGCAUCGUGCCAAGAUCGCAGACUCAGCAUAUGCAGCAGUGACAUCUUUCCAUGACAGUUUGGGUUUGGGACUCAUGACCUUGGCCAGCAGCUCCAUGGUUUUCCUCCUUUCCAGGCACAAGCAGAGGGUCCAACACAUCCAUAAGAACAGUCUCUCCCCCAGACCCUCCCCUGAGUCCAGAGCCACUCAAAACAUCCUUGUUUUGGUGACUACCUUUGUAUCAUUUUUUGCCCUCUCCUCCAUCAUUUAUGUUUACUUGGCUCUCUUUGAUGAUUCCAGUUGGUGGCUGGUGAACGAACGCCGCUGUACUCAUCACUGCAUGUUUUCCAACCGUUAGUCCCUUUGUUCUCCUGAGCCAUGACCCCAGCAUAUCCGGGCUCUACUGUGUCUGCU
Molecule: messenger RNA, 1763 nt
Organism: Mirounga angustirostris (Northern elephant seal)
Lineage: Eukaryota; Metazoa; Chordata; Mammalia; Carnivora; Phocidae
Product: vomeronasal type-1 receptor 2
Exons: 1
Coding region: 862-1707 (281 amino acids)
Biological process (GO): G protein-coupled receptor signaling pathway
Cellular component (GO): membrane
Molecular function (GO): pheromone receptor activity
Source: RefSeq, a predicted model, not a curated record